Bradysia coprophila is the source of this 3715-nucleotide messenger RNA. It is a transcript of the gene Sym, whose product is annotated as symplekin scaffold protein. Gene Ontology annotation, cellular component: mRNA cleavage and polyadenylation specificity factor complex. Lineage: Eukaryota; Metazoa; Arthropoda; Insecta; Diptera; Sciaridae. The record is from RefSeq and is a predicted model, not a curated record.
GCAUGCGCAUUAUAUUCUACUGAUGGAUCCUCAGUGUAGCGGCAUAUUUUGUGAACUGUGAAUUAUUUUUGACAACUUGUUUUCCAUCACGUAUCCCGCCACAGCAGCAUUUCUAACGUUUGUUGAUUAGCCGAUAUUCCAUCGCCAUGAAUGAUACGAAUGCUGAAGAUGUGAGCAUGGCAAGCUUAUUCGCCCGAAAGUCCGGGUCCGUAGAGACAUCGUCAUUGUUUACGGAUGAGAAAAUAGUAACAGCUCGGAAUAAGAUCAUUGAAUGGGUAAAUAAAUGCUCGGAUGGAUCGGCUAGUGCACAACAGAAAUGUGAAGCAAUCACACAAAUACAAGAAGUCCUACUGCACUCUGAUUCGGAUCUUUUGGACGAGUUUAUCGAUAACAUUUUGAGUUUUUCGCAUGAUCCGGCACAAGACGUACGGCGAUGUGUGGUCGGUUUCAUUGAGGAGAUCAGUAAAUUGCACAUCGACUUUAUACCGCGUACGAUAAAUACAUUGGCUGGUCUAUUACGUGAUACUUCGCCGCAAGUCAUCAAGAGAGUAAUUCAGGCUGCUGCGGCUGUUUACAAGAACACAUUACUUUGGUUGGUUACCUUGGCUGACAUCUCAGAUGCUACCGAAUCAAGUUGGAAUACGCUCUGUCACAUGAAGGCAGAAAUUGUUGAUAUGAUCGAUCAUGACAAUGACGGUAUCCGUACGAAUGCUAUCAAGUUCCUGGAAGGGGUUAUCAUACUGCAAACACAUCACGAAGAAGACAGCAUGAAACGAGAAAAUGAUUUUUCGCUCGACGAUAUUCCGUUAACGCUGAAAAUCGCUCGUCGACGAAAAUUGGAAGACGAAGCAAGGAACAUUUUCGAUUCCUUGUUGAAAUUCCAUGCCGCGUCGCACAUUUCAUCGGUUAAUCUGAUCGCUUGUACCGGUUCACUAUGUACAAUUGCUAAAAUGCGUCCAGUUCUUAUGAAUGUGGUCGUUGAUGCGCUGAAAAAUCUUCUCGCUAACCUACCACCAACACUGACCGACUCUCAAGUCGGUUCCGUCAGGAAGCACUUAAAAAUGCAAUUGAUCAACAUACUCAAACAGAAUGCGGCCUACGAGAUGCAACAAUCGAUUAUCGCAAUGCUGAUCGAUUUGGGUGCCAGUAAUCAGGAGAUCAGCAAAGCUUUGCCGAAAAUGAACAAGCAAGAGCAACAAAGGCGAGCCAAACGAGCCCUGGAGAAUGCUACAGCGGCCGCUGCGAAACGAAUUAAAUUGGAAAAGGACAAGGCUCCGGCGAAACGGCAAAUGGAGAUCGACUACGAUGAAGUGGAAGAGCAGAAAUUACGUUCGAACAAAAUGAACGAAACGUUUAUCGUUGAGGCAUUGCAGAGAGAAGAAACCAUCGUUGAUCUUACGAUGGCAUCGAUGCGCCACUUACCGAACGAAAUGCCCGAACAAUUUAGGAAAGGGUACAAACCGAUUAUGGGUCUGACGACACAACAAGUUGUUCACAAAAUAGCUGAAGGUUUAGCCGUGAUGAUGACUGAAAAACGAAUUGGACCAGGAGCAUCUCAAAUAACCAGAGAUCCGCCGAUGAAGGUUAAAGUGACGUUGGAAGAAGAGAAAAACAUUAUUUUGGGCAUGCGAAAAGACGCUUUCGAUAUCGACGAAGAAAUGCUGGAUUUAACACACGAAAAGUCCGCGGAAGAUAUUGACGCCCGACGAGAGGAAGCAACAAAAAAACUUAGAGAGAACAUGGAACGUUUGAAGGGUGAGCAAGCUAUGAUACCAAUGAUGAAGCAACGUGCGAAAUCGCUUAAACUACAAGAAGUCACCAAGCCUAUGUCGCGUACGGUUAAAGAAAAAUUCUUGCUGGAUGCAGUUGCGAGAAUUUUACACGCUGAACGAGCAAGUAUUGUUGGCGGAGUAUCGGUGAAACGGCGGAAAAUUUUAACGGUUAUGGCAGCAACGUUCACUGGUAGUGUCAGAGAAACAAUCAUUGACUUCAUACUGAAAGAUCUCAAAAGUCGAAUCGAUUUGGCGUUUUCAUGGUUGUUCGAGGAGUACAGUCUGUUUCAAGGAUUCACCAGACACUCGUAUAUCAAAACUGAACAGAAGCCAGAUUAUGCUUACAACAGACUGUUGAAUGAAUUGAUCGUUGGUGUCAGUGAGUGCAGAGACAUCGAGGUGAACAAGGAACUGAUUUUGCGGAAAAUUUUCUUAGAAGCUCCAAUACUAUCGGACGAAUCCAUAGAUCAGUUGGUAACGAUGUGUGAACUGACCGAAUUUUCUGACUGUGUAAUGAAUCUGGUAAAGGAUCUUGCCGUUCAUCGACCACCGAAAAAACAAAAAUUUCUGCAAAUACUGCUCCGGUAUUCCGUGCACGAGAACCUAAUCCUCCGCGAAAAAGCAAUCGAGAACAUUUUGUGUCUGUACGCAGAGCAUAAGAUUAUGAUGAAUAAAAUCGAGGACCAUGCACUGAUGUGGCUAGGUUACUUAGAAAAGGCAUCGCCACCGGAACCCAUGUUCAGUGCAGAUUUCGGUCGUCCGGAGCCAAUGGCUGUGUGGAACGAACUAUUAGCGAAAGUUUGUUUGUCUCUUCUAUUCGCGUUGAUGCCCUAUUUUGAGAAGUUGAUCGACAAUCUAUGUGGCAUUUAUGUCGGCACUUCCGCAGAAAUGAAACGGACCAUACUGAAGGCCAUUGAAGUACCGGUGAAGAAAAUGGGUCCUGACAGUGCUGAGAUACUAAAAUUAAUUGAAUUGUGUCCGAAAGGCUCAGAGACAUUGAUAACACGAAUCAUCUACAUUUUAACCGAGAAACGAAUGCCGAACGCUGAACUUGUGAAACGAGUCCGUGAACUGUACCAGACUAAGGUAUCCGAUGUGCGUCUACUCAUUCCGGUCAUAAAUGGAUUGUCCAAGCAAGAAGUGAUCAACGCAUUACCUAAAAUUCUAAAACUAAAUCCUACGAUCGUCAAAGAAGUGUUCGGUCGUCUGCUUGGCGUGGGCAAAGAGUUAGACAACAUAACUCUGCCGUUAUCUGCCAUUGAGCUCAUGGUAGCGUUGCACACGUUGGACACAACCAAGGUCGAAAUAAAAUUCGUUGUCAAGGCAACAACACUUUGUCUUGCUGAAAAGGACUGCUACACACAAGAUGUUUUAGCCAUUGUGCUUCAACAGCUCGUCAAUUUAACGCCGCUACCCACACUAUUGAUGCGAACAGUCAUUCAAUCGCUAACGCUCUAUCCCCGAUUGGCCGGUUACAUAACAAAUCUUCUGCAACGAUUGAUACCGAAGCAAGUCUGGCGGCAAAAACUGAUUUGGGACGGAUUUCUCAAAUGUUGUCAACGAUUGAAACCGAAUAGUUUCCCAGUUCUCAUGAACUUGCCACCGCCCCAAUUGAUCGAAGCAUUGAACACUUGCCCGGAGCUGCGUCAGCCAAUGAUUGACCAUGCGAACAGUUUGAUCGAAUCACAAAGUGGAGCGGUGUCGAAGAUAACGAUGGACAUUUUGUUGGGCAAUUCACAGGAUCUUUUCAUUACGGAAGUUUCUGGUGUUCCCGAUUAUGGCCUCAUUCCCGCACAGAGCAUCAAAGUGGAAGUGGAAGAAGAUGCAGAUCUGUUUGGUGGCUCCAUGCAACCGUUACCACCAGGCGAAGAUGUUUAAUUUCGUUUAUGUUUUCAAACAAACACCAAUCAAAAAUGUUAAUAAAAGGACCGAUGGUAUUCAAA